UCGCUGCGCUGCGACAGCUUAUUUGGCAAGUGGCGACAACGCAAACACUUUUCUCCUCGAUUGCUGUUUUGCUUUAUACCUAAUUACGAUUCCGCCCGCGAGUCAGCAAAAUUUCACUUUUAUUUGAUCCAGAUCGAUGAGGGAGCAAGAAAUUUCACCAAUAAAUUACGAAUAGUAGAAAUCGCCGCAUGAACGAUGACGUCCAAACUGGAAAUUAAUGUGCGGAGUUUGAUUGCCCAGUGUGAAGAGAUAGCUACAGUGGAUAAGCUGGAUUGGCGACUGAAGAAGUAUAUUCGGUCUCUGGAUACAAUGAUUUUAGAACUGGGAGAACAAUAUGAACCAGAAAAUAAACUAAUAACUGAAUAUCGUAAUCGAUGUGAUGAGCUUAAAAAAGCUUCCAAAUAUGUGGAACCAUCGCCAAAUCUGGAAAAGAUUCGCUUGAAAUCUAAACUAAAAGCAUCCGGAGAUUCAGGAGAAGACGUUAUCCGAGAGAUUCGCCAGAUCCACGAUCAGAAAUUUCAGAAAGAAUUGCGCAAUGAGUUAUUUAACGGAAACUUUAAUUCUACAAUUCGAAGGCGAGCUGGCCAAAAGGUAGCGGAGAAUCUGGAGCAAACAGUUAAGGAGUAUUCCGAUGUACAGGAACAGAUAGCUGAAAAUAUGUUGCUGCUUACGCGACACUUGAAGGAACAAACAGAAACUGCCAACAAAAUUAUCAAGAAGGACACGGAGAUUGUUAGUAAAUCGACAAAACUAACCGAUCAAAAUAUGUCCUCACUGUCGUCUGAAUCGACGAAACUGCAAGAAAGUUCCAAAAAGGCUUGGAAAUGUUGGAUGUGGCUGAUGAUAGGCCUUGUCAUGAUGAUUUUUAUAUUUAUGGUGCUGUUCAUGAAGAUAAUGAAAAAGAAGACAUACUAAAAAUCACAAUUUUUAAGGAUGCUUCGGAUUGAUUUUUGAGUAUGUGGCUGUUAGGUAUACUAUUUUUCAUUUUAUUACAUAUUCGUUAUUUUAUUUUUAAAUGAAGAAAAAUAAAUUUUACAGUAUUUACGAAA
Malaya genurostris is the source of this 1049-nucleotide messenger RNA. RefSeq names its product vesicle transport protein USE1 (gene Use1). Gene Ontology annotation, molecular function: SNAP receptor activity. The record is from RefSeq and is a predicted model, not a curated record. Gene Ontology annotation, cellular component: endoplasmic reticulum; SNARE complex. The transcript is spliced from 4 exons. NCBI's taxonomy places the organism in Eukaryota, Metazoa, Arthropoda, Insecta, Diptera, Culicidae. Bases 196 to 915 code for a protein of 239 amino acids. Gene Ontology annotation, biological process: retrograde vesicle-mediated transport, Golgi to endoplasmic reticulum.